UGUGCAGGCUUAUAUCUCAUAUAGUCUGAGGGAUUUUGGUGGCUCUUUCUUUCAGAAAACAUCUCCUUUUAGGACCAAGCGGCCCUCCUCUCGACCUCCAUGCUGGCUCUGGCAAGGUACCAAGUAGCACAAGUGCCGACUAGCCAAUAGGGUUCAGGGGGAGGUCCCUGAGCUCUGACCAGUCAAACACACUCUCCUUCCUUAUAUGGCAGCCGAUCUCCAUGGUAACGUGUGCUAAGUUGCAGCAGUCGUGUCAAAGUUCACUAUAUAGAGAGCUCAGUGAGCUGAUCAGAGAGAAAGCAUUCUGCCAGCCCGGCUCCUACCAAUCGCAAAUCACUUCCUAACCUCCGCCUUUUUAACAUAUUUGAUCACUUUGAUUCUCCGCUGCUUUUUCCUAUUAUUUUUCAACGCACGGAGGAGGUUUUGUAGGUUGUGAUCUUUGUUUUUUUUUUUUUUUUUUUUUUUUUUUUUUUUGGUUUCUUGUUUUUACUGCUGUUGAUUUUUGGAGGGGGAAGAGAGUUGUCUUCAUAUUCCAAGCUCUCAAAACACAGAGCUUCAGCUGCGCGCUUGCUUGGCGCAACCUCACAAGGAGAAACGGGAAGAAGGCGCUGCUUAUUCUGAUUUUUUUGUUUUGUUUUGUUUUUUGUCAUCAUUUGACUGGUUUUCUUCAGGACUUGUGCUGGAACUUGAUAGUAGAGCUGCUACAGUGUGUGUGUUCUUGUGUGUGCUGCAGUUGGGAGCCUGCUCCAUCAUACCAAGAACAGUCCCAUGCUACCUCGGUUGGUUCUUUUUGACAUAUUCAGCCUACCUUUCCUCCCAUUGAUGGGUGUGCUGGAUGGCUGACUGUAAGCGCCCCUGGACUUGGCCUUUAAGCGCAAGGCAGCCGCUCAGCUCGCCGUCGCAUCAGUUUUGAAACCGUGCCUCCCCAGGCGUCUCCAACAGCAAUAAAACCGACAGUUUCCCGGAGAUCCGGAGUGGAUCCAAACGCCAGGCUGUUACAGUCCCCCGACUUUUUCCUUGAGACAUUCUCCACCGCGGGCAGCAAACACGGCAGACAAAAAGUUUCUCUCCGUUGACUGAUAGAUAUGGCAAUGGUAGCGUGGAGAGGCUCCCAGGACGAUGUGGCUGACACCCAAGGCGCCCUUUCCUCGCAGACCCAAGGAGGACUAUCCCUUCCCACCCCUCAGCCGGGCCAGCUGAACCUGACAGCCUCCCAGAUCGCCCCACCGACCCCUCAGACUCCGGUACAGGGACCCCCGAACAACGCGCAAUCCACGCCGACGAACCAGACGUCGCAGCAGUCGGAGAAGCAGCCGCAGCACAUCGAGUGCGUGGUGUGCGGGGACAAAUCUAGCGGCAAGCACUACGGCCAGUUCACCUGCGAGGGCUGUAAGAGCUUCUUCAAGCGGAGCGUACGGCGGAACCUCACUUACACAUGCCGUGCCAACAGGAAUUGUCCGAUCGACCAGCACCACCGCAAUCAGUGUCAGUACUGCCGCCUCAAAAAAUGCCUUAAAGUCGGCAUGAGACGGGAAGUUUCUCUUUUUACUGCAGCCGUGCAAAGGGGACGGGUGCCACCCACACAGCCACACCACGGUCAGUUCGCCUUGACAAAUGGAGACCCACUCCACUGCCAUUCCUACUUAUCCGGAUAUAUCUCUCUUCUGCUGAGAGCGGAGCCCUACCCGACGUCCCGCUACGGCAGCCAGUGCAUGCAGCCCAAUAACAUCAUGGGCAUCGAGAACAUUUGCGAGCUGGCGGCCAGGAUGCUCUUCAGCGCCGUGGAGUGGGCCAGGAAUAUUCCCUUCUUCCCGGACCUGCAGAUCACAGACCAGGUGGCUCUGCUGAGGUUGACGUGGAGUGAGUUAUUCGUUCUCAACGCCGCGCAGUGCUCCAUGCCCCUGCAUGUGGCUCCUCUCCUAGCGGCGGCUGGCCUCCACGCCUCCCCAAUGUCGGCGGACAGAGUGGUGGCCUUUAUGGACCACAUUAGGAUCUUCCAGGAGCAAGUGGAGAAGCUCAAAGCUUUGCACGUUGACUCUGCCGAAUAUAGCUGCUUAAAGGCAAUUGUGCUCUUCACCACAGAUGCUUGUGGCCUCUCAGAUGUGGCCCAUGUGGAAAGUUUGCAGGAGAAGUCCCAGUGCGCCCUGGAGGAAUAUGUCCGGAGCCAGUAUCCCAACCAGCCAACACGGUUUGGGAAGUUGUUACUCCGCUUGCCUUCCCUCCGCACAGUCUCUUCCUCGGUCAUAGAACAGUUAUUUUUCGUCCGAUUGGUAGGUAAAACCCCCAUUGAAACUCUCAUCAGGGAUAUGUUGCUGUCGGGGAGCAGUUUUAACUGGCCUUACAUGUCAAUUCAGUAAAAACUGGGAAAGAGACGAACUUGAACGAAAAAAAAAAUGCAGGGGGGCUCUGAAGGUGUGUGCGUGCGGGGGAGGAGGGGGAUUCAUUGAUUAUAGCUGCUUUUGUGGAAGGAUUUAAAAACGGCUGUUACACGGGGCUGGCUUUCAUGAAGAAAGACAUAAAUGACUGUGAAUUCAACCCCCACCCCUCUACUCUGAGAGAAAAAAGAAAAAUUAAGACAUUCAACUGAACUUUCAAAAUACAAGCUCCCACAGUGUUCAGCAAGAACAACAUGCUCCUAUUCAUUUUUUUAAUGAAAGAAGAAAAUGAGGAAAAAAAAAGAAGGGAUUGUUUUUUUUUUGUUGAUCCUUAUUAAAAAAAAUUAAGUAUUAAGUGCAUUUAAAAUGGGAAAAAAUUGGGUUAAAAAAAAAGAAAAAAGUUAAGAAAGGGGAAAAAAUUCAUUUUCUGAAAUGACUUGUCCUGUGUCCAUGUAUAGCUGUGUUUUUGUACUUUCUUUGUUCCUCCUUUCUGGUUACAAACCGGCCUAUGUGAUUUCUGUAGUUCAGGUGAUGUUAUUUUUUAAGACAAUGAUUUAUUUUAAAAAUGGUGAAAUAAUGUAAAGAAAUAAAUAAAAAAAAACAUACAAACAAACAAAAAGGUUCUAAAGAGAAUUAAAACCACAGCAAUAGGAGAAUAGGCUUAAUGCUGCAAGCGCACUUAUACACUUAGGAAGACCAAUACCAUGUGGGGCAAAACUAGGGAGGUGUUGAACUUUAUGACCCAUAUUUUCAUUAUUUUGUGCUAUUAUGAAGUUACGGGAGCUUUUUUUUAAAAUUAUUAUUAUUUCUUUUCUUACUAAAUAAAUAUUGAAUCUGCUUGGAUGAUUCAAUCAACCCCUCUCCCCCGACUGCCCACCUCAUCCAGCUGCAAAUAUCAGGCAUUACUUCUUCAAAUUGGACACACUUAAAAGGAAACUUUUAACAUUUAUUAAAUUUGUUCUAUUUACAAGUCUCCAAGGCCUGCUACAAUAGAGGCAAAUCAAGAGCACUGGAGAGCAACAGAAAGAAUAACCCGGCUUGUUGUUGAAAAAGAAGUUGGAGAGGUCAAGGGGUCAUAAAAGUUUUGAAGCAGGGCCAGAGCAGCAUUUAAUAGCAGUAUUAUUAAAGCCUCCCUGAAAUGUCACCCUUUAUUCACUUCAAGCAUUAAGUGCCUGACAAGAAGAGCAUGAUGUGAUUUCUCAUCAAAACAUUGUUAAAAGUAGGCCUGCAGAAUUUUUUGGUUUUGAUUUUUCUUUUUUCUAUUUUCUUUUUUGCUUUUCUUGUUCAGAGGAUGGGAAGGGGGGACGGAAGAAAAUUAGAUUUCAGUCUAAUUUCAGUCGAGUUUCACUUGCAAAACACUGAUUUAGAGGCAGUAUUCUUGUAAAUAUAGGUCAGUUCAUUUCGACAAGUUUGUUCCUUUAUACAAAGUAUAUGUGAUUAAGAAAAAAAAUCUGUGGUUGCCAUUUUUUUUUUCUUUCUCGGUAAUACAAACGUCUUCAGAAUUGAGUGGCAGGUUUUAGCUGGUAGCACUGAAAGUUCUGUUUUUAAUGUAUAUACAUAUUACUGCGAAAAUGUUUUCUUUUUCAUGUAUAUUUAGACUGUGAAUGCAUGGCCACAGGUCGCUAACCUAUUUUACCUUUGAUAUAUAAAUGUAAAUGUUUUCUCUAUCUCUCUCUCUUAUUCUCUCUCUUUCUUUUUUGACUGUAUAGAUAUAAUCUGUGCAUUCAGUACACACUAGCCCUUGUAUUUAAAGAGACAGAAAAGAGGGGAGAAAAAAAGGAAAAGGACGUUCAUUAUUAGGCUACAGACGCAAAACAGGGUGAGCAGAUUUGUUUUGUUUUGUUUUACUUUUAUUUCUUUUCUCUUUUUUUCCCUUUUGAAAAAAGAAAAAAGGAGCAAAUAUUUUAACUUUACUGUCAUUGCUCCUUUGCUCUUUGACAGGUGCCGUGGUGUGCGUGUGUGCGAGAAUGCGUGUGCGUAGCUGUGUGUGCGUGUCUGGAAGCUGCGUUUUGUCCUUGUUUUGAAGCUUUUCUUUAACACACACACACACACACACACACACACACACACACACACACACACACACACACACACAUACACACACAGGGAGAAAAAGGAAAAAAAAACAAAAACAAAAAAAAACACCAUGUUGUGGUUGAACUGAAAGGGAUUGAACACUGAUGUUUGGCUGUUCGUGGCCACAUAUGGACCAGAGAAUGAUACAUGAUUGUAAUUAUGAACAGUUUAAACUGACCCACGUUUUUAUAUAAAUAUAUAAAAAUAUAUGACUGCAGGGUAUUGAUAACGUAUAGAUACUUUUUUUAUGAUUAUCAUUAUUAUUAUUAUUAUUAUUAUUAAUUGCAAGUGAUAUAUGUGAGUGUGCGUGAAAGUUUAUAGUUGAACACAAUUCUUGUUUGUUUGUGUUAGCUUAUUGUAAACAAGCAUUCUGCUGUAAAUUUGUUCUUGGUAUUAAAUUAUAAUUUAUGAAUUUGAAAACAGUUUUU
This is a messenger RNA of Poeciliopsis prolifica (blackstripe livebearer), 4879 nucleotides long. It is a transcript of the gene nr2f2, whose product is annotated as nuclear receptor subfamily 2, group F, member 2. The transcript has 3 exons. The record is from RefSeq and is a predicted model, not a curated record. Bases 1086 to 2357 code for a protein of 423 amino acids. Lineage: Eukaryota; Metazoa; Chordata; Actinopteri; Cyprinodontiformes; Poeciliidae. Gene Ontology annotation, molecular function: zinc ion binding; RNA polymerase II cis-regulatory region sequence-specific DNA binding; retinoic acid binding. Gene Ontology annotation, biological process: anatomical structure development; negative regulation of transcription by RNA polymerase II; cell differentiation.